AUGUCAUUUGACCUGCUCGUGAAUGUCGCGUGUGAAGCCGCGAGCCAGAGAGCAAACGAAGUUUUUGUGGUAGAAGAAGUUUGUUUUUCAGAGCAUAAACUUUUGUUCAACAAUGAUAUUCGUGGUGAAAGCUUGGCAAAUAUUGGGCGGCCACGUGUAUGGUCUCAGACACGUCAAGAGCUAUGCGAAAGCGUCCCAUAUUUUCGUAAUUGGCAGUCUGGGGUAUAUUUCAAAGAAGGAGUAACUUAUGGUUACCUUGUUGAUGGAUACGGCGCGAUGCGCGAUGUUUGUAAUGGUCGCGUGAUUAUUUCUCAUGGGCAAAAACAUUGCAAUUUGCUUACAGUUGUAAUGAAUUACAGUGGCGGAAAAUCAUGUAGACGCCAGGAUGGAAGUUUCGGUCUUUUUGCCUCUCAGCUCUUGACUGAUGCAUCUGUAUCUGCGUUAAUCAAAAAUUAUAUUAAUAAACAACCAUUGGCAAUUAUUGUCGGAAAUAAAAAGAAUGCAGAGUUUAGAGUUCCGGCCCGCUACUGUGUGAUGGGGUUAUAUUAUAUAACUCACGCCUGGCCAGAGUAUGAGAUAUACGAAAAUGACGAUGAUCUUACUGACGAGGAGGACAUCUUGAAUGGAAAUGAUGCAGAACAUAGAUCUAAGACUAAACGUGAGUGCCCAUUCAUUCGAUGGAAAUUUCGAUUUGAAUGGGUUCCAAACCAAGAAUUCUCACCCUGGUGGGAGUCGCCUUGUCAAAGACUUAUUUAUUCAACCAUUUUACCGGGUACUUUGAGAGCAUGGUCUGAUCAAAAUCAAUGGGUUAAAGUACCAGAUGAUCUCAUCUAUGAUCCAGUGUUUCUCAAUCCUGGUCUAAUAGCUCGUGAUCAAUUGCAUCGCAUACCAUUCUCAAUAUUGCCACCACAACCUCCAAGCACGUUAAAUAAUGACACAACAAAUUCUAAUGUCUUAUAUGGUGUCCAAUACUGGAAAGGCUUUCAUUGCCUCCGAUGUGGUCGAAUUUCUUGUCGUGAUAAGUGGGCUUUUUGGGAGUGUGCGAAUUGUGGGUUAAAGCAUGAAGUCCCAGAACAGCUUCUUUUUCCUUCGAUGUUACGUAACCCAAAUCUCCCUGUCUUAAUCGGGCCCGCUUUCGAUUAUGAUUCAUGUAUUAAAGACAAUAGUGGGAUUACCAAGACAAGUGAAGUGUCUGCAGAAGGUGCCGUUGUCUGCAAAUAUUACUUUCCUGAAGUCGGAUCGCAGUUAAUAGCUCGUCAGUUUACCAUGAAUGUCGGAAAACAAUAUAAGUUCUCGUUGGAAUGUGACACAUUAACGUUCGAAGAAACCCCGCAAAUCGUUCAAGAUUGCUAUAAAUAUAUACACGAAAUGUGCAACGCAUUUAUUGAAGGCGUUAAGUUUAAUGAAAUGCUAUUAGCGGCAUAUUUAAAUGAUCAGCGCAUGUCCUGGCACGAUGAUGGAGAAAGAGGGGUCGGUCCAAUAAUUGGGAACUUGUCCCUCGGAGCUUCCGCUGAAUUGAAAUUUCGAAGGAAGAAACGGAAGAUGUCGAAGUUAUCCGAUAAAGAUUGCGCAGAUGACAUCUCUGUUAGGCCAAGUGAUUCUUCUAAUUCUAACAAAAAUGCCUCUGACGAAAGGCUACCACUACCAUAUACGAUUUUUACGUCAUCUCCAUACAUGCCAAUUGACGCGCUAGAGUUGGGCCUAAAAUCACGUGGAACAGGCCCAGAAUUGAUCCUGAAGAUUCAUCAUGGUGAUUUGUUGAUGAUGGUUGGACAUGAAAUUCAACAAAACUAUGAGCA
This is a messenger RNA of Racocetra persica, 1799 nucleotides long. Lineage: Eukaryota; Fungi; Glomeromycota; Glomeromycetes; Diversisporales; Gigasporaceae. The record is from the annotation of a GenBank genome assembly.